AUGAACAACAGUUGUUCAAAUGGUUCACGACAUUGUAUAAGAAUUUGGACUGUUGCCAUAACUAAUUUACGUUCAUGGAAGCAAGCAGAAAUUGUUCGUAUCGAUAAUGAAUAUUCAAAUUGUAGACUUCAGAAACGCGCACUAACUAAAACGCUGAAGGUUGUCUUCAGUAGUGUGUGCAUUCUCGUGAAAUAUGUCAACUUGAAUCAAUUUGCUGCAAAGCCAGGCUCUAAAGUGUUUUUGUGUGUACUUACGGACAAAUUAUGGCCUGUCCUUCAUUGA
This is a messenger RNA of Schistosoma spindalis, 282 nucleotides long. The record is from the annotation of a GenBank genome assembly. Lineage: Eukaryota; Metazoa; Platyhelminthes; Trematoda; Strigeidida; Schistosomatidae.